Molecule: messenger RNA, 543 nt
Organism: Bactrocera dorsalis (oriental fruit fly)
Lineage: Eukaryota; Metazoa; Arthropoda; Insecta; Diptera; Tephritidae
Exons: 4
Coding region: 1-543 (180 amino acids)
Source: RefSeq, a predicted model, not a curated record
AUGUUGAACAAAUCGGUACUAACGGUGGUUUUACUCGGCAUUACUUUGGUUAUUCUCGUACAUUCGAAGAUUGAUUUCACGAAUGUUAAAUGCAUUUCCUUCGAUAAUUCUACCAUGUACUUCGAUAUCUGCUUAUUAAAGUCCGUUAAUCGCACCUACAAAUAUUUAACGAUAAGUGCUAGACUCCCAAGAAAGCAACCCACUAACGACAUAAAGGUGAAUUUUGCGAUGCUGCGAAAGGAAAACGGCUACAAACCCUUUCUAUAUAACAUAACCAUUGAUGCCUGUAAAUAUCUGAGAACGCGCAACAACCCCGUCAUUCGCUUCGCACAUCAGUUUUUCGAGAAGUACUCCACCAUCAAUAGAACCUGCCCCUAUGGACAGCAGGAUGAAGUGGUGGAUAAGCUCCCAGUUUCCCACAUCAACAAUUUAGUUACAAACGUGCUUCCGUCCCCUCUCGGAGAUUAUGUUUAUCAAUUGACCUUUUAUUUAUAUGGUAAAAAGUUGGCUAUUGUAAAGGUGUAUGCCUCUCUCAUGAAAUAA